Asparagus officinalis (garden asparagus) is the source of this 1335-nucleotide messenger RNA. Its product is annotated as probable L-ascorbate peroxidase 7, chloroplastic. The record is from RefSeq and is a predicted model, not a curated record. Gene Ontology annotation, molecular function: peroxidase activity; heme binding. Gene Ontology annotation, biological process: cellular response to oxidative stress; hydrogen peroxide catabolic process; response to reactive oxygen species. NCBI's taxonomy places the organism in Eukaryota, Viridiplantae, Streptophyta, Magnoliopsida, Asparagales, Asparagaceae.
AUGGAGGGGAAUGGGUACACUCUGAUUCAUGCACUAUGGCUGCAGGUUCGUCUAGGUUGGCACGAUGCUGCUAUAUAUGACGAGAACAUCAAAGAGUGGCCCCAAAGAGGAGGAGCUAAUGGAAGUUUGCGAUUUGAUAUCGAACUUAAACAUUGAGCGGUAACAGGACUUGUGAAUGCAUUAAAGCUUGUUCAACCUAUCGAGGACAAGUACCCAGGUGUUACUUAUGCCGAUUUAUUCCAGUUAGCAAGUGCUACAGCUGUAGGUGAAGCUGGCAGUCCCAAGAUUCCUAUGAAGUAUGGAAGAGUAGAUGUUUCCAGACCUGAACAGUGCCCAGAUGAAGGGAGACUUCCUGAUGCUGGGCCUCCUUCACCUGCUGCUGAACAUUUACGGAAAGAAAUUGUUGCAUUAUCUGGCGCACAUACCCUAGGACAGUCCAGACCAGAACGCAGUGGUUGGGGAAAACCAGAAACAAAAUACACUAAAGAUGGUCCUGGUGCACCUGGAGGACUCGAUAUCAAAGAGAAAAGGGAUGAAAAUCUGCUAGUUUUGCCUGCUGAUGCUGCUCUAUUCGAUGAUCCGUACUUUAAGGUCUAUGUUGAGAAACAUGUGGAGGAUCAAGAUGCAUUUUUCAAGGGAUAUGCCGAAGCGCAUGCAAAGCUAAGCAACCUAGGGGCCAAAUUUGAUCCUCCUGAGGCAUGUCAUUGAAUAAUUCAAUAAUCUUUGCAUUCAAUUUUUCUAUUUAGCGUUUUGCUGUUUAAAAUUAUCACAAGAAGAAAGGAUGAGUUCGAAAAUUCCAGAACGAAAAUGACCUCGUUUAUAAUGAUUCUUCGUCAGGGUCUCUCUCUAGUCUCUACAGGUGAUGCAGCCAACUGACUGUUGGACAACGGAGAAGAGUGGAGUAUCACAAUGCGAAAAAUGUUGCAGUUUACCAUGUCAAUUGAAGCUUGUUACAAAUUUGUUUAGUUCGAUAUGUUGCGAUUAAUGUUUCUGGUUUGAGUUCAAUGGUUCAUGGUUAGGUCUAGUUGGUUGCCAUCUUAGCCAUCUCCUGUGUUCAGUUUUACUGGAUAAUGGUGUUUUCUCAGAACGUAGGAGCUUGUGCUAGAAAAUCGAGUAAUGUGAAAAUGAAGCUAACGUUCUAAGGACUUGGGUGAUCAAUUUCUCAGCUACAGGAUAACUAGGGAGCUUAGAGCUCCAAAAAAAGAGAGAAUAUAAUUCUCUUGAGCAUGCACCAAAUUUACAGUGAAGGAGAGUUUUUGCGCUAAGUAAUUUUCAGAGGAAGUAGCCUUGAAUGAAGGCAAGGAUUCAUACAGGUGCGUUUUGAAUGAGUCUAAC